AUGGAGAGCCGCGGCUUGACCCUCCGCAGCAAGACGCGCCGUGCUCGUCCCCAGAUUAGUGCUCCGAAGCCCAUAUCCGGGCCUCUUCCACCGAACAAUAAGGCUGCCGAUCCAAGCCAGGGAGCUACAAGCUCGAGCUCAGUGUCGCGCGAGCGCUCGAAUAAUAAUGGCGCCACCUCAGAUCUGGUCAAGCGGAGGUACUCUACCCGAUUCAACCAGGCUCCUGAAUUCGAUACGAAUGCCCCUCCUGUCCCUGGUCUCCCGACCGCAGCAGGAAAGAAUGAGGGCCUAAACCCCCCAGAACCCAACAGGAAGCCAUCGACCGACUCGUCUGGGCCCCCGAAAGUAGAUUUGAAUGCGCUGCGGGAUCCGAGUCUGCCAGUAGACAGAUAUGUCGCAAACCUGCUUGCCAAUGCUACGGAGGAGGAGAUUGAGGAGUACCAGAACAGCCUUCGGAAAGUGAGGAACAGAACAUCCACCGACCUUCAGCAGAAUGUAUACCAGAACCGUACCCAGUUCAUCAAGAUUAGCAAGGAAGCAGAGAAGCUUAAGGGGGAGAUGCGGACUCUGCGCACCUUGAUGGCAGAGCUUACCACCGCACUGAACCAGACUACUGUUGGAAAUGCGCCGAAUCCUAUGUCUCCGACGAGCGAUGACUGGCUACCGAAACGUCACGCGAACCGUAGUUCAGUCGCUAAUCUCGAGAGCAUGUGGAAUGUUCAACUUCAAACUCUCUGGAAGACUGUUGAAGGUUCGCAGAAGUUCUUACCCGUCGUGCCGGGUCGACAUAUCGUAAUGGAAACAGGCCAAUGGGUCGAGCUGGACUCUGCCACCUGGAAGCCUAGGCGACCCGUUCACAUUGUUCUUCUGAACGAUCAUCUACUGGUGGCUGCGAAGAAGCGCAAGCGUGUCGAUCAGAGCAACCCCAACCAUCGAGGGCCGGUCCCCACUAAGUUGGUUGCAGAGGAGUGUUGGCCCUUGCAGGACGUCGACAUGAUUGAUCUUGGCGCGAAUCUUGGCAGUGGUCCAGCCCGUGAAGAGGCCGAAGAGCGAAGCAUCGCAAACGCAAUCAACGUCCGUGUUGGUUCAAAAAUCUUUACGUAUCGUCAUGACAAACGGAGCAGCUCCGAAAAGAGCGAGCUCCUGGCCACCUUCCGGAAAGCAGUCGAGGACCUACGAAGAACCUUGCGAUCUGAAACGGAAGCAGCUACGAAAACGAACGAUUCAUUCGGAUAUGCGGGCGCCAGACAUUCCUCUCAUUCAACGAAGCCAGAUCUUUACAACACAGCCGAGAAUCCUCGAGACAAGCCCGAGGUUCGCAUCGACGUGGAUGGGAAACAGCAGAAUCUUCGAUGGGUGGAGGCACAAGUGGACGAACUUGACAUUGACAUCGCACUCCAACGGUUCGAAGAAGCGGUCUCAGGUAUCGAGCGACUUCGAAAGCUGGCCAAGGGUCUCAAAGGAAAUGCCGUUGCACAGGAAGUGAUCAACACCAAGGUUGAUGAGCGCGCCGCCAAACUGGCCGCAGUCUUAUCGCGAUUAUUGUCCGACACCCAUUCGUUCCUGAUGACGACCAAGACGAAUGUCACUUGGUUGAACCGCCUGGGUUUUGAGGGCCAGGCUCGGGAGGCCUACUUGGAGGCACGAUCGAAGGUAAUAUCCAAACGGGUUCGAGCAUGUGUCUUCGAGGGUGACCUGCCUCUUUACAUCUUUCAAAUUUCCUACGUUUACUUCACCCUGAUCAAGAACACUAUCAGUGUCUACCAGCAAUGCUUCCCGUCCGUCAUGACCAGUGCUUGCAUCAAAUGGGCGAAACACCACUUGGAUGGGUUUAAUGACCUCCUAACCCGGCAACUCAGCAGCGUACAGCGUGGCACGAGCGUUUGGCAGAAAUGUAUCGAUAUUGUUCAUGAACAAGCCGAUACGCUGUCUGAGGUUGGGGUCGACUUCACUGAUCUUGUGGCUAAGGGGCUAGAGAUACAGGAUGACGGUGGGGAGAAGCCGAAGAUGACUCGGUCCGAAUCUUUGAUAUCGGGACUGGCGGACGCUGCGCGGGAUCAUGGGUUUUGA
Messenger RNA from Aspergillus clavatus NRRL 1, 2070 nucleotides. RefSeq names its product exocyst subunit EXO84. Lineage: Eukaryota; Fungi; Ascomycota; Eurotiomycetes; Eurotiales; Aspergillaceae. Gene Ontology annotation, cellular component: exocyst. Bases 1 to 2070 code for a protein of 689 amino acids. The record is from RefSeq and is a predicted model, not a curated record. Gene Ontology annotation, biological process: intracellular protein localization; Golgi to plasma membrane transport; exocytosis. The transcript has 3 exons.